UCAAUUUAAACUUUAAAUUGGAUCGAAGUUGGAGUGCUUGUGAACUUGGCAGGGUUUUUUUUUUUGCCUUGGGAUUUUUCUCAGAUCCUUAUAGUUUAUCGAGUUGGGGUCAUCUUCCAUGCCAGAAAAAAUUGAAAUGGCAAAAACUGUGAACGAGUUUAGAGUUGGGUCUGUACCUACUGUAUUCUACAUUCCAGACUUCAUUACUGACUCACAACACGACCAAUUAUUGAAUACUAUAUACGAUGCGCCAAUUUCUAAAUGGAAAUCUUUGAAAAACAGGAGAUUGCAAAAUUGGGUUGCUUUGUGUUGCUAUCCAAUGGCAGGAGGCGUUGUGCAUGAAAAAGGCCUUAUAGCUCAGGACUUGCCCCCUUGGUUAACUAGAAUUACACGGAGAAUAAAUGAGAAAUCAGGGUUGUUUCCAUCAUCAAUUAAUCACGUGCUUAUCAAUGAAUACCUUCCUAACCAAGGAAUAAUGCCACAUCAAGACGGACCAGCUUAUUAUCCUGUAGUGGCAAUUCUUUCUCUUGGAUCUCCUGUAGUUAUUGAUUUCACUCCACAUCCUAAUUUGAGCAUCCGUGUUGGUACACGUGAAAACAGUGUUGAUGACGAAAUUUCUGAUCAGGAGGCUGCUGUGAGGAAUUCCUGUGAACAGCUAGAUAACUUCCAUCCCUUUUCCAUCAUAUUAAUGCCUCGCAGUUUGUUGAUAUUCAAAGAUAUGGUGUACUCAGACUACUUGCAUGGUAUAAAAGAUUCUGAGGUGCAGGGAUGUAACAAGGACCGCAAAACGGGACAGACAAUUGGCAUAGGACAUGAAUCACAGGGCCUUUACCAUCUUACCUAUUCAAAUUCCUUCACAGCAUGCUCCGCUACAGAUCCUCCCGACCUUAUUCACAAACGUUUGAGUCAUCCUAGUCUAUCCAAGCUACAAAAGAUGGUGCCUAGUUUGUCUAGUCUAUUCACAUUAGAUUGUGAGUCGUGUCAACUUGGGAAAUACACCCGUGCUACUUUUUCACGUAGUAUUGAGAGUCGCUCAGAGUCUAUUUUCUCAUUAGUUCAUUUCGAUAUUUAGGGUCUAGUAGAGUCAGUUCACCCUUAGGAUUUCGUUACUUUGUUACUUUUAUCGAUGAUUUUUCAAGAUGUACUUGGGUUUACUUAAUGAAAGAUCAUUUCGAGUUAUUCUCUAUAUUCAAAAGUUUUUGUGCUGAAAUAAAAAAUCAAUUUCGUGUUUCUAUUCGUGCUUUUCAUAGUGAUAAUGCCUUAGAAUACUUAUCCUCCCAGUUUCAGGAGUUCAUGACUUAUCAAGGAAUCAUUCACCAAACAUCAUGUUCAUACACCCCUCAAAAGAAUGGUAUAGCAAAAAGGAAAAAUAGGCAUCUCAUUGAGACUGCUCGCACUCUUCUCAUUGAAUCCCAUAUUCCACUGCAUUUUUGGGGCAACGUGGUUCUGGCAUCUUGCUAACUCAUUAACAGAAUGUCAUCAUCUUCAAUCCAGAAUAAGGUUCCUCAUUCCAUACUAUUUCCUCAGUCACAUCUCUAUUCUAUCCACCUUCAUGUUUUCGGGAGCACAUGUUUUGUUCAUAACUUAGCCUCAGGAAAAGAUAAAUUAGACCCUCGUGCUCUCAAAUGUGUUUCCUUGGUUUCUCUCGAGUUCAAAAAGGGUAUCGAUGCUAUUCACCUGAUCUGGGUCGCUACCUUAUGUCCGUUGAUGUCACAUUCUUUGAAUCUCAACCUUUCUAUACAUCUUCUGAUCAUCUUAAUAUCUCUGAGGUUUUACCCAUACCUCCGGUCUUACCCACACCAAUCUUUGAGGAAUCUACGGUUACUUCUCUAUCUCCUACUACAGUGCCACCACUUUUGACUUAUCACCGCCGCCCACGUCCAGUAUCAGUCCCAGAUGAUUAAUGUCCUGCACUUGACGCUUCCCCUACUGCGGACUUGCCUCCUCCUAGUCAAUCAGUUGCACUUCAAAAAGGUAUAAGAUCCACUCGUAAUGCUAACCCACAUACUUUCUUGAGUUAUCAUCGUUUGUCAUCACCCCAUUAUGCUUUUGUAUCAUCUUUGUCCUCUAUUUCCAUUCCUAAGACUACAGAUGAAGCACUUUCCUAUUCAGGAUGAAAACAGGUUAUGAUUGAUGAGAUGUCUGUUUUACAUACGAGUGGUACUUGGGAUUUUGUUUCCUAAAUCUACUUUUGGUUGUCGUUGGAUUUAUACAGUCAAAGUUAGUCCAGAUGGUCAGGUUGAUCGGUUGAAGGCUCGCCUUGUUGCCAAAGGAUAUACACAGAUAUUUGGGCUUGAUUAUAGUGACACUCUCUCUCCCGUGGCUAAAAUAACAUUUGUCCUUUUUCUCUCUAUGGCUGUCGUUCAUCAUUGACCUCUUUAUCAAUUGAACAUUAAGAAUGCUUUUCUGCAUGGUGAUCUUGAGGAAGAAGUUUAUAUGGAGCAACCACCUGGUUUUGUUGCUCAGGGGGAGUCUAGUAGCCUUGUAUGUCGAUUGCGCAAGUCACUCUAUGGUUUGAAACAAUCUCCUCGAGCCUGGUUCGGAAAGUUUAGCACGGUUUCAGGAAUUUGGCAUGAUUCGUAAUAGAGCUGAUUAUUCAGUGUUUUAUCGUCAUUCUGAACCAACUCCGUGUAUUUAUUUGGUGGUUUAUGUUGACGAUAUUGUUAUCUCCGGCAAUGAUCAAGAUGGUAUCACUAACUUGAAGCAACAUCUCUUUCAGCAUUUCCAGACUAAAGACCUUGGCAGAUUGAAAUACUUUCUAGGUAUUGAGGUUGCUCAGUUCAGCUCAGGUAUUGUUAUUUCUCAACGCAAGUAUGCUUUAGACAUUCUUGAGGAAACAGGAAUGAUGGGAUGUUGAUCCAUUGACACUUCUAUGGAUCCAAAUGCUAAACUUCUGCCAGGACAGGGGGAGCCACUCAGUGAUCCUGAAUGGUAUAGACGGUUGGUUGGAAAGUUGAAUUAUCUCACAGUGACUAGACCUGACAUCUCUUUUCCUGUGAGUGUUGUAAAUCAGUUUAUGACUUCCCUCUGUGAUAGUCAUUGGAUGCAGUUGUUCGGAUUUUGUGAUAUAUAAAGUCAUCUCCAGGUGAAGGACUACUCUUCGAGGAUCGAGGUCAUGAGCAUAUCAUUGUAUAUACAGAUGUUGAUUGGGCAGGAUCACUCUACAUCUAAAUAUUGUAUUUUAGUAGGGGGUAAUUUGGUGUCCUGAAAGAGUAAGAAACAGAGUGUGGUUGCUCGAUCUAGUGCCGAAGCAGAAUAUCGAGCAAUGGCUACAGCAACUUGCGAGCUGGUUUGGAUCAAGCAAUUGCUGAGAGAAUUAAAAUUUGGAGAAACUGAUAAGAUGGAACUUGUAUGUGAUAACCAGGCAGCCCUUCAUAUUGCAUCUAAUCCAGUGUUCCAUGAGAGGACCAAGCACAUAGAGAUUGAUUGUCACUUUGUCAGAGAAAAGAUACUCUCGGGAGAUAUUGUUACAAAAUUUGUGAAGUCGAGUGAUCAACUUGCAGAUAUCUUCACCAAGUCGCUCACCAGUCCUCGUAUUAAUUAAAUUUGUAACAAGCUUGGUACAUAUGACUUGUAUGCUCCAGCUUGAGGGGGAGUUAAAAUAUGAAUAGGAAUGGCAUGUUGAAUUCUACUUAGAAAGGAAUUGUAAUGUAGUGUCCUAUUAGGAAUAGGAUUGGAAUGUAGUGUCUAUAAAUAGGGUCUCAAUGUAAUAAUUUAGAUACAACAAUUCAAUAAUAUUUUUUCUCA
Molecule: messenger RNA, 3747 nt
Organism: Capsicum annuum
Lineage: Eukaryota; Viridiplantae; Streptophyta; Magnoliopsida; Solanales; Solanaceae
Product: alpha-ketoglutarate-dependent dioxygenase alkB homolog 6
Exons: 7
Coding region: 119-1072 (317 amino acids)
Source: RefSeq, a predicted model, not a curated record